Messenger RNA from Anneissia japonica, 3368 nucleotides. RefSeq lists its product as uncharacterized. The record is from RefSeq and is a predicted model, not a curated record. The transcript is spliced from 14 exons. Gene Ontology annotation, biological process: protein modification process. The coding region runs from base 239 to 2944 and encodes 901 amino acids. NCBI's taxonomy places the organism in Eukaryota, Metazoa, Echinodermata, Crinoidea, Comatulida, Comatulidae.
UAGUCAACGAAAUGAACCAGUCGAAUACGCCCAAAGGCUAGGCUUUGCAUGCUGAUGAAGGAGGCUAUAUUGAUGGAUGAACGGGAAACCCAGGCCUGUUUGUACUGGAAAUGGAUCGGACUUGAUAACUUAGCCUAGGAUUCCUAGGUACGGCAGUCUAGUAGUACAGCAGGAAGUAUCGUUUGUGCUAGCGCAGAAACAGGGAAGUUGAAUAUCAAAGUUGUUCAAGUAGACCAAUAUGAUUGAUGAAGUGGACCAAAGCUUCCCCCUGCAACAGACAAAUCUAACUUUCCCCAACCGACAGAAACAUCAAAUGAUAGAAACAGAUAAACCAGUAGACUCUGACAAGCAAGCAUUCACUAUUCACUUUUGUGGAGACAAAGAAAACCAACAUGAGCAACAAAGUAAGUCAGCAACAAGUUUACAGGAUGCCUUCAAGCAGUUCCGUAAGAUUAGACAGAAAGAAAUUAGAGCAAACCUGCUGUUAAAAGAAAAGACUUUGCUGGCAAAGAAAGAUCUCAAGUCCAUGCAAGAGCUAAGAAUGAAGUUCCUAGAUCAAGCAAAGAAAUACUUUGGUGUUCCAUAUGCAAAAAAAUACCACCCCCCUGGAUCUGAAAUGCAUAGUGCACCAUUAUUUCUAGACUGCUGUGGUUUGACUCGCCGUGUACUUCGUGAUCUAAAGGAGGAAUUUGGCUUCAACAUUGGACCAUGGAACCAAGCGUACCAGUAUGACACAUUGCCAAAUACUAUUACUAAAGAAGAAAUGUUACCAGGCGAUCUAGUCUUUAUAACAGGCACAUAUUUCAACAAAAAGUCAAAAGCUCAGAAGCAUGAUAUGGUUCAUGUGGAGAUCUGGCUCGGUGAAGGUGAGCAGACUAUCGGUGCACGUUGGCAGAAGGGCGUAGUACAAGUCUUUGAUUCCUACAAGUUUGUGUCCAAAAGCUACUACAACAUGCAGUAUCAUUUCAAGUCCAUUGACAUGUGGCUGCAAGGUAUUUGCAAGAGCUAUUGUUCAGAGCAUGCUUGGACACUGACAAAGUAUACCCCAGGAGUUAAGUCUAUCUUUUCCAUUGCUGAUGAACAACCAGAUCAAGGAGCCAGUGACUGUGAAGAUGAAGGUGAUCACAAUCAUCAAGAGCAAAUACAAGAUUUCAAGCCAAACAGGAAAGAUGUUGACAACAAACUUGUACAGCAUCAAAAUGCAGACAGCACACCUGUACAGUGUCAGAAUGCAGACAGUACAGGUGCAGACAACACACUUGUACAGCAUCAAGGUGAAGACAGCACACCUGUAAAUCAUCAGUGUGCAGACAAAACACCACCUGUAAACCAUCAAUGUACAGACAAGUGCAACACAAUUGACUGUUAUGAAUAUAGUGAACUUAUAAGCAUACAGAACACCUCACUAAAUGCACAACAACAUAGAAAACAACACUGCCACAGCAAACAAGUUAGAGGUGAAAUAGAUGGCAUUGAUGCUCCUGCUGAUGGUGACACUGAGAAGAAAUGUGAUGGCUCAUUAGAUGAUAAAGAAACAAAUUCAACCGAUGGAAAAUUGAAUACCAAAAAAUCUAGUGGGGAUAAUGGUAAAGCUGGUAAUAGAGGGCAGCAAACAGAUAAAUCUAGAUCAAAUUCUUUGGAUGUACAGUCUUCAUCAGAAAAAGUUCGUGGGCAUGGUCCAUACUUCUACAUUGGUGGAGGAAAUGGUGUAGCACUAGUAGAAGAACCAUUGCUGGCCCGGGGGUGGUGUCGUAUUUAUGAUAAACAUAGUGACAACUAUCGCCUUCGCUGGGUUGAACUAAAAUCUCAAAUCAACUAUGCAUCAUUCAAACAAGGUGACCAAAUGGUAAACAGGAUCCCUAAUGGUUACUUGUUGACAACUAAGACUGGUCUUUUCGGCAGUCUCAGGGAAUAUGAUCGUGUGCUUGAUCGAAUUUCUAAACCUAAAUCCCCCCGAUCUAUACGCAUGAAUGAUUUCUUUCCAGAAUCUUUUGUGUUGGAUAUUAAGUCAGAUAGGGAUGCAUUCUUUCAGACAUUCAAAGAUGGAGAGACAUGGAUUUGUAAGCCAAAUGGUAUGAAUCAAGGCAAAGGCAUAUAUCUUGUACGUGAUUUAACAGAUUUGAAGGCUAAGUACGGUGUUGAUGAAACAGAUCCACAAGUAGAGAAAGCUUCAAAGAGAAACCUAAGACCUUAUGCUAAUCAAAGGCUGAUUCAAAGGUACAUCGCUAAUCCUCUGCUGUUGGACGGCAAGAAGUUUGAUGUAAGGUCUUACAUGUUGAUAGCAUCCACUACACCAUUCAUUGUGUUCUUCCAUCCUGGCUAUUGCAGGUUGUCAUGUGAUAAUUAUGACCCAGACAGUCAUGACCUAGCUCGCCACCUCACCAAUCAGUAUCAACAAAAAAAGAAUCCAAGUUACCAGGAUAUAAAGGAAGACACUGUGUGGAGCAUGGAUCGCUUUAAUGAAUAUGUCAAUGGAUUAGCAAGUGAGAAGGGACUGAGUAAGGACUGGGUGCUCAACUCCUUCACUGUAAGUCUUCUUCUUAUCGAGUCACUACACAGGUUAUAUGCUUCAUUUAAUUUUUUUCAGGUCUAUGUUUUGGAAAUAAACUGUAACCCAGCACUGCACACAAACUGUGAAGUUUUAAAGCAAGUUUUACCACCAAUGAUAGAAGAGACAUUGGAUAUUGCUAUUGAAGUGUUUGGGAAGAACAGCAAGAAUAAAGCAGUGAAUCCCAUUCAAUCAGUGCGAAGGUUUAUACAGUUGUACAAUGCAGACAAUUCAAGACAUGCCACUGCAACAAGUAGACCAAAGUCAUUAAGUCCCACCAGAGCACGUCCUACACCAAUAUCACCAUUAAAGAAAAAGUCACUACAAACCAACAAGUCAACCCAACCCACCAAAACUAAAGAGAGAGCAAAAAGUACAACACCAUUAAGAGUUUGAACACGAACUGACACAUACACCAAAUAUUAUUAUUACAGUAUUUUUGUAUUAUGUUCAGUAUUACCAUAAAUACUUAUUGAUUUGUUUUAUUUAUUUCUUUUUUUGAAUAUGAACAUAAAAAAGUCGACAAGAAACAUCAUAUUCAAAUGAUAAAAUGAGAAUUGAAAGUGGAGAUUAUGGCUGUACAAUAUUUGGACCACUCAAAAUUAUAUUGCUACACAAAAUAAUUAAUAAUGAUAAUACUAUUUUUUUUUAUUUAAUUAUUAUAUGUGAUCCAAGAAAUUAUUGAAAUUUUGGAGGCUUUACAAACUGUUGUAAUUUUGAAAUGGUACCUUGGCCUUUCUGACUUAUUGCAACUUUAGUGUAAUUUAAUCGAUAAGAAUCAGUUAUUUAGUAGUCUUUAGAAAGCCCCGAGAUUAUGAAU